Messenger RNA from Scomber japonicus (chub mackerel), 1717 nucleotides. RefSeq names its product tubulin alpha-1C chain-like. Bases 108 to 1457 code for a protein of 449 amino acids. The record is from RefSeq and is a predicted model, not a curated record. The transcript has 4 exons. Gene Ontology annotation, biological process: microtubule cytoskeleton organization; mitotic cell cycle. Gene Ontology annotation, cellular component: microtubule; cytoplasm. NCBI's taxonomy places the organism in Eukaryota, Metazoa, Chordata, Actinopteri, Scombriformes, Scombridae. Gene Ontology annotation, molecular function: structural constituent of cytoskeleton; GTP binding.
GCUGAUGAGACUUCACUCACAGAGAUCUCAUUAUAGGUGACCUGUGAGGAUCUACAAGUUUGAACUUUUUCUCCCAAAAGCAAAAAGAGGACCAUCAAAACAGCAAAAUGCGUGAAUGUAUCUCUAUCCACGUUGGCCAGGCUGGUGUCCAGAUGGGCAACACCUGCUGGGAGCUGUAUUGCUUGGAGCAUGGCAUCCAGCCGGACGGUCACAUGCCCACUGAAAAGCCUACCGGAGGUUAUGAUGACUCCUUCACUACCUUCUUUAGUGAUACCGGCAGCGGGAAGUAUGUUCCCAGAGCCAUCUUUGUGGACCUGGAGCCUACCGUUAUUGACGAGGUUCGUACAGGCACAUACCGCCAGCUUUUCCACCCCGAGCAGCUGAUCUCAGGGAAGGAGGAUGCUGCCAACAACUACGCCCGCGGUCACUACACCGUUGGAAAGGAGCACAUUGACUCUGUACUCGACAGAAUCCGCAAACUGUCUGACCAGUGCACCGGUCUGCAAGGCUUCCUGGUCUUCCAUUCUUUCGGAGGAGGAACCGGUUCUGGCUUCACCUCCUUAUUGAUGGAGCGUCUCUCUGUAGACUUUGGCAAGAAGUCCAAACUGGAGUUUGCAAUCUACCCAGCUCCUCAGGUGUCUACAGCAGUGGUGGAGCCUUACAACUCCAUCCUGACCACCCACACCACCCUAGAGCACUCCGACUGUGCCUUCAUGGUCGACAAUGAGGCCAUCUAUGAUAUCUGCCGCAGGAAUCUGGACAUUGAGCGUCCUUCUUAUACGAAUUUGAAUCGCCUCAUCAGUCAGAUCGUCUCCUCCAUCACUGCCUCCCUCCGCUUCGACGGUGCCUUGAAUGUGGACCUGACAGAGUUCCAGACCAACUUGGUGCCCUACCCUCGUAUCCACUUCCCCCUGGCCACGUACGCCCCAGUUAUCUCUGCAGAGAAGGCCUACCAUGAGCAGCUCACUGUGGCUGAAAUCACCAACUCCUGCUUCGAGCCCGCCAACCAGAUGGUGAAAUGCGACCCUCGUCAUGGCAAGUACAUGGCCUGCUGCCUGCUGUACCGUGGCGACGUGGUGCCCAAAGACGUCAACGUGGCCAUCGGCAACAUCAAAACCAAGCGCUCCAUCCAGUUUGUGGACUGGUGUCCCACAGGCUUCAAGGUGGGCAUCAACUACCAGCCCCCUACAGUGGUUCCUGGAGGAGACCUGGCCAAGGUGCAGAGGGCCGUGUGCAUGCUGAGCAACACCACCGCCAUCGCCGAGGCCUGGGCUCGUCUCGACCACAAGUUUGACCUGAUGUACGCCAAGAGGGCCUUCGUCCACUGGUACGUAGGAGAGGGCAUGGAGGAGGGAGAGUUCUCAGAGGCCAGAGAGGACAUGGCUGCCCUGGAGAAGGAUUACGAAGAGGUUGGCAUCGACUCGUGUGAGGAAGAUGAAGAGGGGGAGGAGUAUUAGAACAAAGGAUGUAACAGAGCUUUUAUUAAAGGGAGGGUAAAGGUCUCUUGGAGCGCAACAUAAUCUCUCCUCAAGUAAUGGUUUUGAUCAAGUACGGCAAGCGUCCCCAGGAAGUUCGGGUGUUAAUGUGCAGUUUAACGACUGGUUGCAAUUAUUCCAAGCUCAAAUCUCAUGGUGUUUGGUUUUAUUGAAAAUAUGACCUCACUGGUGAAGGGAAAUCUGUCUUUACCUUCUUUUCUAAAUAAAAAAAGUUGCACUUC